This is a messenger RNA of Teleopsis dalmanni, 2270 nucleotides long. Its product is annotated as solute carrier family 22 member 3-like. Gene Ontology annotation, molecular function: transmembrane transporter activity. The coding region runs from base 339 to 2075 and encodes 578 amino acids. Lineage: Eukaryota; Metazoa; Arthropoda; Insecta; Diptera; Diopsidae. The record is from RefSeq and is a predicted model, not a curated record. Gene Ontology annotation, biological process: transmembrane transport. The transcript has 6 exons.
CUUCGGUAUUUUCGCAUAAACUUAGAUGGUUCUGAUCGGUUUAGGUUUAGUUUCAUGUAAGACGCCUUACCAAACGGACGUGCCGUAAGAAAAAACACCGAACUUCACGAUUUGCGAAUGAAAUCGUCACUUUUAAAAAAUAAUAUAAAUAAAAUAAAUGAAUUAUUUUUAGUUUAGUUGAAAAAGAUAUUAAAAUAUGUUUUUGUGUCUAUUGCAAGUGCACUCUUAGUUUGCUUUAAGAAUUACGAAAAACAUAUAUGUUAUGUUGUUUACAUCAGAAGAAAUAAACUGUGCAAAACCUUCCGUUUAACUUUUUUAUCAAAUACACUUGACACACUAUGUCACUCGUCAACAAUGGAAACAGAAAUUCAACCUCCCCAAAUCUGCAAAGACUACAAGACAAUACAUCUUCAAAUGUUUACAUCUCAAAUAGGCACAUACCACGUCCAGCAAUGGAUGCAUCCAAAUCGCCACCACCGCCCGAUAUUAUUGGUACUAUUACAGGUGAUUUCGGUAUAUGGCAACUACGCACUGUUCUUAUAAUAUUUCUCUGCAAAAUUCCUGCUUCGUGGUUCAUGGCUUGCAUUAUUUUCACAGCACCCGAAAUGUAUCCUGGCACAGAAUUUGAAUGCAAUGCUGAUUAUUUAAACCCUAAUGAAACUAUUACAGACAAUCAAUGUUAUGUACUGGAGAGUUCAAACAGCGGUACAGUUGUUGGAAAAGAGGAGUGUACCAAUUUUUUAUAUAAUUUUGACUUUCAGUCCCUAAUAAUGGAAUUUGAUUUGGUUUGCCUUCGUGAUAUUUUUGUGGCUUGGACUCAAUAUUGGCAUCUGUUUGGUGUGCUUGUUGGUGGCGUGGUGGGCACAAAAUUAAUGUUACGUGUUAGUCCAAGAAAUGUUUAUUUGAUUGGCAUGGUGGCUCAAAUAAUUUGUGGAGUUGUUACCGGUUAUGCACGGGAUUUCAGUUUACAUUGUGCUUUUCGCUGUCUUUCGGCAGUGUGUUGUGCCAUCAUGUUCACCUCUGGGCAAGCUAUUUUUGCGGAUAUAACUGCAGGUCUCUAUCGCAUUGGUGCCAUUAUAUUGUACGACACAUUCUGGUCGAUUGGUGUUAUAUUGCUUCCUGGGCUAUCCUCAUUCUUUAAUCAUUGGACUCAUAUUUACUUGGGAAUAACAUUUCCCACCCUUUUAUUAAUGUUACUUUUAUUAUGGACACCGGAAUCACCACGUUGGCUACUCAAAAAUGGUGACGAACGUGACAUCGAUCGUGUCGAACAAAUCGUGCGUGAAGGAGCAGAAAUUAAUGAUCGUACGUUCAAAAUUCCUCCUGAUUUUCGUCAACAGUUAGAGAAACUGAGGGACACAUUAAAAUCACAGCCAGCACCUGCAACCUGGCUACAACUCUGGAGUGGUCCGCGUGCUAAAAUUCAUAUGAUAGCUGCACAUUUAGCACUGGCAGCGUUCAUAAUCAAUUUCAUGGGAAUGUUGCUUAAUAUCCGAUCAUUCGGUAGAGAUUAUUUAGUGCCAAAUACAAUUGCCAUGGGUUUCUCUGAAAUAAUAGGGUGCUUCCUAGCCCUACAUUUCACACUCAAAUAUAAUAAAUGGAAAUGGCAAUGGGCUGGUGGUUUUAAUAUUUUGGCAGGUUUAAUUGGUUGUCUUGGGUGGACUUUCAGUCAUGCUGACGAAAUGGAUCCAAAACUUAAAGUGACCUUAUGGAUGAUCAUAGCUACUAUACCAAAAGCUGGCGUGUCAUGCGCUCAAUCUAUGAUUUUAGCGUGUAUGGCUGAGGUAAUGCCACUCAAUAAAAAAGUGCCCUAUGUAUUCUCUGUAGUGACAUGGGCACGAAUCUGGUUGCUUUCUGCACCUUUCAUAAAUGUACUUAAGAAAAUCGAUGUCGCGCUCUCUCUUAGUGCCUACUGUUGGUUAAGCAUUCUGGGCGGCAUAUGCACUUGCUUAAUGCUUACACCUCGUGUAAGACCUACUGUCCCAUAUAACGUACCAGCCUCUCAAAAGGAGCAAUCACCACUAACAGCACCUGUUUGGACUGUGGAAGGUGAUGUAAACAAUACGCGAUUGUAAAACUUAAAACUAAGCCGGCAAACUGCUUAAAAAAUUUUUGAUUAAUAUUUUGUUAGUUUUUUAUAUAUAUACUUUACUGUGAUUAGUUAAGAAAAGAUAUUACCAAUUAAGCUUUUCGUAAAUUUUAAUUAUAUCCUUAAGUGUACAUACGAAUAAUAUAAGUACAAUUAAAGUACUCUAACUCACUUUCUAAUA